UUUUUGAGGAACUGAAAGCAGCCAAGGGUGGUGGGGGGGAGAGGGAGGAGCACUAGGGCCAAGGUUACCCAUGAGAGUCCAGACAGCAGAAAAGCCCUGCUAGAGGAGAAACACAGAGAGAGAGACAGAGAGGGAGAGACAGAAUAGGUGUGGUUAUUUUCUUUAAAUGACUUACGAUUAUUAAUAACCCGAGACCGAAAGCAACAACCAGGGGCGAGAGAAAAGAAAAGAAGACAAAGAAAAGACGCUGGAAUAACUGCCACACGGGCAAAGAGAAAGAGAAAGAGAGACAGAGACACAGAGAGAGACAGACAGACAGAGAAAUACAGAGACAGAGGCAGUUCAAAGGCAACCGAAGCGAUAGUUGACAGUUGACUGUUUACCCAGCGAAGUCAAGAGAGAGGAACUCUUAAAGGGAACUCCCAUCUUAGAGGAGACGGAAGAGGGGGGGUUAAAAGUUAGAAACAAUAGCUGAAACACACACAUUGACUGAGAGAACUGGACUACAUGGACUACUGACACAGGGGAACAAAGAGCAUAGGUGAGAGGACCGCAGCAGCUUGUCCCAGCCUGGUCUUGUGUGUCAUUUAGACAGCAGGGGGGGGACACACACAGGUCACCAGACAGUUAGCUCCAGCUGCGCCGCACCAUGUUGCUGAAGGAGUACCGCAUUUGCAUGCCGCUGACCGUGGAGGAGUACCGGAUCGGUCAGCUGUAUAUGAUCAGCAAGCACAGCUGUGAGCAGAGUGACGGGGGGGAGGGGGUGGAGGUGGUGCAGAACGAGCCAGAGCUACACCCGCAGCACGGCCCGGGACAGGUGACGGAGAAGCGCAUAUACCUCAGCAGCAAACUGCCAUCCUGGGCAAAAUCAUUCGUCCCGAGAUUCUUUUAUGUGACAGAAAAGGCCUGGAACUUUUACCCAUACACUAUCACAGAGUACUCAGUCUCCUUCCUACCAAAGUUCAGCAUCCGUAUCGAUACCAAAUUUGAAAACAACAAUGGACAAAAUGCAAAUGUGUUUGGAGACCAGCCGACCCCAGAGGAGAGUGUGUGUUUCCUGGAUAUCCUCACUGACCCCAUCCCUGAAAAGAACUACAAAGAGUCAGAAGACCUGAGCCGCUGGCAGUCCGACAAGACAGGCAGAGGGCCCCUGGAGGAGGGCUGGAGGGCCUCGGCCGAGCCCAUCAUGUGCUCCUACAAGCGAGUGAGCUGCAGCUUCGAGGUGUUCGGCGUGCAGGGCCGAACGGAGGAGUUCAUACACAAAAACAUUCGGGACAUUCUUUUGGUUGGCCAUAGGCAAGCGGUUGCCUGGAUCGACGAAUGGCACGGGAUGAGUCUGGACCAGGUGAGGGAGUACGAGAGACUGCUGCAGGAGGAGACCAACAGCAAAGUCAAAUCGAGCCAGUGCGGCACAGGUCAACCGAUGGCCUCUCGCCCGACCAUUUCGCGCUCUGUCUCCGUGACCGAUGAUCGCUCGCUGACGAUGAUGGGAGGGAGGAACUCAACCAUGACCGACUCCGAGCCCUCUCACCCCCGCAGCCCCAUACGCUUACAUUCAACCCCCGAGUGAUGUCUCACACACAAUCACCCCACACACACACACCCGCACACACAUGCAUACAGCCAUGAAACAUUUCCCAUGAGACCAAACCCAGAAGAUUGAUACAAUUCUAUCCAAAUCCAAUAGCAACCUCUAAGCGUUAUGCAGCUAAACCACACACACCCACCAACACCCAACCACCAACACACACACACACACACACACACACACACACACACACACAGACACAUGUAUGAAUUGAUACACACGGCGCACACACAUGUACAAACACACAUAUUAACACAAAUUGCGCACAAAACCCUCUACCUUGCGUGUCCUCGACUGCCACCUUCAAGCCGACCUUGGGCCUUGGUCUAGAGCAGGCUAAGUGCAGCUUUAACUGCAGUCCAUCACCGCCGCCCUGCUGCGAUCCACAGGCAAGGAGGGCCCCCCCAUCACCAGGCCAGCGCUCCCCCCAGCCCCCUGCCCCCCCGGCCCCCUGCCCCCCCGGCCCCCCAGCCCCCUGGUACCCCAGCUCACUCCAGCCCUGAAGCCUGGGGACAGGUGCAUAGGGAGUUUAAUAGAGUGGAUCUUAUAUGAGCGCAGUCAGGGGUUUAUGGGGACUUGGGAGGGGGCUGCUGGGGAGGGCGGGGGUUUACGCCGUCAAUGUUAUGGAUCUGUGCCAUUCACCAGCCCCAGCCAAUAGGUCAGGCCAGUGCUGACCGGGGGGGGGUAUUAAAGGGUUGUAUUGGUUCCUUGGUCGCUCUGCCGUGAUCUCUGCCCGAGUCAGGCCAGGGAUAACCUUCAAUGAUGAGCCAAUCAUACGGCCGCUUAUGAUAUGGAUGGGGGGGUCGAAAGGCCCAUCACCGCCGGAGAUCGACUGUGGUGAGAAUAGUAACUCGCAAAAUCCCGAUGUAAAAUAAAAGUGCUUUUGUUUUUGUUAUGAUCUUUUUAUGAACCAAUGAAAAAUACAAAGACAUUGUAAAUAUUGAUCUGGAAGAUAUAUUAUCAAACCAUUUUGAUCAACUCUCAGGGCGCCUGUAUCAAUAAAAGAACAGAUACACUUCUG
Messenger RNA from Gadus morhua (Atlantic cod), 2609 nucleotides. RefSeq names its product phosphatidylinositol transfer protein cytoplasmic 1b (gene pitpnc1b). Gene Ontology annotation, molecular function: phosphatidylinositol transfer activity; phosphatidylinositol binding. Gene Ontology annotation, biological process: phospholipid transport. The coding region runs from base 650 to 1570 and encodes 306 amino acids. The transcript has 10 exons. The record is from RefSeq and is a predicted model, not a curated record. Gene Ontology annotation, cellular component: cytoplasm. NCBI's taxonomy places the organism in Eukaryota, Metazoa, Chordata, Actinopteri, Gadiformes, Gadidae.